AUGCGUCCCGCCUAUGGCGCUUCGAAAAAGCGUCGUCGCGAACCGUACAACGUCGACGUCAAGCUAGUCGAGAUCUACGAGGACCUCGCCAGCGAAAAGGACGAGAUUCGCCUCAAGGCUGCUCAAGGUCUUGUCUCACAGUUUACACCGGACAAGAACCCGGCCGAUGACCAGAUCAAGAAGACCCUGCAGAGGCUGUUCCGCGGUCUCUGCAGUAGCCGCAAAGCUGCCCGGAUUGGAUUCUCUAUUGCCCUGACCGAGAUUCUUACUCAGAUCUUCUCGGCGUCGCGGGAGUCUUCAGAAUUUGAUAUUUCGAAUGUACUCAAGAUCUGGGAGUCGCAGUCGAAUUCGUCCGGCAGCGAGUCGGGACAGGAACAACGCGAUCACCAUUUCGGCCGCCUCUUCGGCGCCGAAGCACUUAUCAAGUCCUCAAUCCUCUUCCAGUCCUCCGUGCCGUUCUCUGAAUGGACCAAGGUCCUCGAUCUCGUGUUCGAACUCGCCCAGAAAAAGCCAUGGUUGCGGGAGGAAUGUGGCUGGAUUCUAUACCGAUGUGUCUAUGAUCUCUCUGCACGUGAAAUGGAUAUCAAGUUUGUCGACGCAACCAUUGAGCGUUUGUGCUCUCAUGAUCUUGCCCGAUCUCCAGAGGGCGUUGCUGUCUGGCUCGCCGUUAAGGACAUGUUCCCCAAAGCCAAUUUCCCUGGUAAGGUUUGGAAGCACGAUGACCCGCUGGACACGAAGGAGCGCCACAGCCUGGCGAAGAUCAUGAAGGAGUCGUCCGCGGAGCAGAACGACGGUGAGAGUAAGGCCAAGUCUUCUGGAGUGUGGAACUCGAAGCUUCACUUUGCUUGGGAUGCGGUUCUUUCUCGGACCAGUGAUGAAUCGAAGGAUAAAAACUCUAAGAGCAAAUCUUCCAAGUCUACCCGCCUGACUUUCGUUGAUUUCUGGACCGAAGUUGUGGAUAAUGGCCUGUUUGCCUCCUCAUCGUCCGAUGAACGCAAGUACUGGGGAUUCCUCCUCUUCAACAAAGUCCUCAAUGAAGGCGCCCCAGAGCAGGCAACUCACAUUUUCACUAAGAACCUUGUCCGUUGCUUGAUGAACCAACUUGCCGUGGAGGACCGCUACCUGCACCGUAUGGCUGUCAAAUCAUCUAAGGCUAUUCAGACGCGUGUUUCUAAAGAGCCCGGGUUCGCCGCGGCCGCCGUCCGGGGCUUGAUGAGUACCAGCGGAACGAUCAACUUUGACCAAGUGACCAAGACCAAGACAGUCGAGAAGAUCGUGGCCGACGCGAACAGCGAUGCCCUGCAAGAAAUUGUUCCCUUGUUCGAGCAGCUCAUCCGCAGCCCAGGCACAAGCGAUGAAAAGGCUGCUACGUCGAACCGUCAGUUCAUCGCCGGCCUGCUUCUAUCCAUCGUGCGCGCGAAGGCAGCCACUGGAAACAGUGAUUCUGAGGAAGACUACCAGGCUGUGCUGGAGCAGAUUAUGUUCAUCUUCGUGCGCUUUGCGUACUUCUUGGAUAGUGGCAAGGGCUCCGAUGCUCCCCAGCCACCUGUCUCCCAGGCUACCCAGGAAUUGUUACGGAAUCGGAUCAAUUCGGCGCUGAACGGCCUCCUCACGUCGCAAAAGUUUGCGGCGACUAUUCCAUAUGCUGUGGUACGACAGAUCCGCGACGCUACAAAGUCCGAGGAAUUCGGAAAAUUCAUCAUCAAUAUGGACGAGAAGUUGCAAGAUGCUGUGAAGACUGCCUUCAAGUCACUAAAGAAACUGUCCAGCAAGGAAAAGAAGGGCGAGACCUCUAGCAUCGCGGCCUUUAAGCUUCUCUACUCCAUGACUGUCUUGCAAGUGUAUAGCGGUGACGCCGAUGCCGUCUCCAUGCUGGAUGAGUUGGACUUCUGCUAUUCCAAGUUCUUAGGUGACCAGGCCUCGAAGGAGGAGGAUACUUCUGAUGCAUCGGACGCGCUGGUUGAAAUCCUAUUGAGCUUUGCGUCCAAGCAGUCACAAUUGUUUCGCCGUAUGAGCGAGCAGGUGUUUGGUGCCUUUGCUGACCAGGUUACUGAAAAUGGUCUGGAGUCCUUGAUCUCGAUCCUGGAAGCCAAGGAGAGCCUGGCGGGUCAACAGGAGAUGUUCGAUCAACAGGAUGAUGAUGACGAUGUUGAAGAAGAGGAAGGAGAUGAUGAAGACGAUGACGACGACGUAGAGAUGGUCGAUGUGGACGAAGAGGACAGUGAUGUUGAAGUCGUCCUCGGUGGCGGCUCGGAUGGCUCGGAUUCCUCAGAUGACAAUGACGAUGAGGAAGAGAGCGAGGAAGAUGCAGCUGAAAUCGCCGACUUUGAGGCCAAGCUAGCCGCCGCGCUGGGUACACAUCGUGCCGAUCAAGACCUCAACGCCGAGGAAUCCGACUCGGACGCCGACAUGAAUGACGACGAGAUGGAAGAGAUUGACGACAAGUUAGCCAACGUCUUCCGUGCCCGCCGUCAGGCCACCUCUAAGAUCAAAGACAAGAAGGACGCACGCGAGAACAUGGUCAACUUCAAGAAUCGUGUCCUCGACCUGCUGGAGAUCUUCGUUAAGAAGUGUCACUCCCGUCUGCUCACGAUGGACCUUAUCCUCCCGCUGCUUCGCCUCGCCCGCCGCUCCAGCGUCAAGCAGAUCGCGAAUAAGGCCAACACCGUGCUGCGUGAGUACACCAAGUUGUGCAAGGGCAAUGCGCUCCCCAAGAUCGACAGUGAGGAGGGCGCCGUGGCUGUGCAAGAACUUCUGCGCGCGAUUCAUAAGGAGGCGAGUCAUAGCGGACCGUCGGCCCAUGCAACUGCCUGCAGCCAGGCUUCGUUGCUUGUGGUGAAGGUCAUAGUGGGACAUGAUAAGGCUGCGAUUGCGGACGUUGUUGAUGUGUACGCCGAGACCCGCAAAGAGCAACUGAGCAGCACCAAGUGCCACGUUCAGCCGUCGUUCUUCACGGACUGGAACAAUUGGUGUGUGUCUGCUAGUAAACAGCUGAAGAACUGA
Molecule: messenger RNA, 3003 nt
Organism: Penicillium macrosclerotiorum
Lineage: Eukaryota; Fungi; Ascomycota; Eurotiomycetes; Eurotiales; Aspergillaceae
Product: DNA-directed DNA polymerase POL5
Exons: 5
Coding region: 1-3003 (1000 amino acids)
Biological process (GO): regulation of DNA-templated transcription
Cellular component (GO): nucleolus
Molecular function (GO): rDNA binding; transcription factor binding
Source: RefSeq, a predicted model, not a curated record